Messenger RNA from Sorex araneus (European shrew), 918 nucleotides. RefSeq names its product olfactory receptor 7A10-like. Gene Ontology annotation, cellular component: membrane. The record is from RefSeq and is a predicted model, not a curated record. The coding region runs from base 1 to 918 and encodes 305 amino acids. Gene Ontology annotation, biological process: G protein-coupled receptor signaling pathway. Gene Ontology annotation, molecular function: olfactory receptor activity; G protein-coupled receptor activity. The transcript has a single exon. Lineage: Eukaryota; Metazoa; Chordata; Mammalia; Eulipotyphla; Soricidae.
AUGGAACAAGAGAACUCUACGGGAGUUUCAUAUUUUCUUCUUCUGGGAUUCUCAGAGAAACCAGAACUGCAGCCCCUCAUCUUUGUGCUCUUCCUGUCCAUGUACCUGAUCACCGUGCUGGGGAACCUGCUCAUCAUCCUGGCCGUCAGCUCAGAUGCCCACCUCCACACGCCCAUGUACUUCUUCCUGUCCAACCUGUCCUUCGUGGACAUCUGCUUCACCUCCACCACCGUCCCCAAGAUGCUGGUGAACAUCCAGACGCACAGCAAAGCCAUCACCUACAAAGGCUGCAUGUCCCAGUUGUAUUUUUCUAUAUUCUUUUCAGGACUGGACGAUUUUCUUCUGACCGUGAUGGCUUAUGACCGUUACGUGGCCAUCUGCCACCCCCUGCACUACCCGGUCAUCAUGAACCCCCAGCUGUGCGGGCUGCUGGUUCUGGUGUGCGGGAGCAUUAGUGUUCUGAAUUCAACGUUAUUAAGUUUAAUGGUUUUGCGUCUGCCCUUCUGUACGAACUUGGAAGUACCCAACUUUUUCUGUGAGCUCAAAGAAAUGGUUCAACUGGCCUGUUCCAGAACUUUUACUGUUAACUUAGUUUUGUAUUUUGUAUCUUUGUUUCUGGCCGGGGGACCCCUGGCUGGGAUCUUUUAUUCUUACUUUAAGAUUGUCUCCUCCAUACAGGGAAUCUCCUCAGCUCAGGGGAAGAAUAAGGCAUUUUCCACCUGCACUUCUCACCUCUCUGUGGUCUCCUUGUUUUAUGGCUCAGCCAUAGGGGUGUACCUGAGCUCUGCAGGUACCCACAGCUCACAGUCAAGUGCCAUCGCCUCGGUGAUGUACACAGUGGUCACCCCCAUGCUGAACCCCUUCAUCUACAGUCUCAGGAACAAAGACAUCAAGGGGGCUCUGAAAGCAUUCUUUUAG